This is a messenger RNA of Anisakis simplex (herring worm), 909 nucleotides long. The record is from the annotation of a GenBank genome assembly. NCBI's taxonomy places the organism in Eukaryota, Metazoa, Nematoda, Chromadorea, Rhabditida, Anisakidae.
AUGAUGUCCAUAGCAAUAAACUCAGAUUUGCCUCACUACAGCGAGGAGGAACCAUCCGUUUCGGGUUUUGGUCGACCGUUCAAACUGCUUGUCAAAGAUCAAACAUUCCUGAUCGAUUCCGCAAGUCUUUCGAAGGUUUCACCUAUUUUCGCGGUAAUGUUGUUCGGGAAAGAAUUCGAAAACGGACGCGAAUUAUCAAGAGAAAUCGUUGACGAAAAAAGCAACGAUAUUUCGAUCUUCUUACGAUGUCUCGACGAACCAAGCUGCAUAAAUGGCAUGUUACCUCAUUUUCUUUCAGUUGAUACAUUCACUUUCCUAAAACGCACAUUCUUUGGGCUGUGGAAAAUAUUGAUACGAUUGAGCAAUCCGCACAUUCCAGAUGGUAAUUUCGCAACCGUGCUGAGACUGGCCAAUAAGUAUCAAGUGGCUUUGUUGGUCGAUGCUUGUGAACAAUUCAUUUUGAAUAAAAUCGACCUGCAGCGUUUAAAACCUGACCAACUUCUUACGCUGUUGUUAGCUGCAAACGAGUUCCAUCUGAGAAAGGAAGUGAUCGUUCGACUCAUUCUAAGACUCGCAGCUGAAGAGAAAACCACAUUUAACCGGCUAAAGCUGAGUCGUCUUUUACCUUCUCAAUUGUACGGUGCGAUCAUAGGAGCAAAUUUGAAUUUAAUACAAACUCGUGAAAUCGAAGCAAUGAACAGUCAUCUGUUCAAGAUGGAACGAUAUCGGACGCAGUACAAGCGUUCGAUGUGCGACAUGUGUAAAAAGAUAACCAGUACGGCCUAUUGUGAAGGAUGUAAACAGCAGCUUUGCGAGAUGCACUGGAAGGCUAACAAAUGCACCAGUGAUUAUGGUAAGCGAAUGCUCAACGAACUUCGAGUGAACACUGUCGACUUGGAAUGGGACUGA